Oldenlandia corymbosa var. corymbosa is the source of this 1471-nucleotide messenger RNA. The record is from the annotation of a GenBank genome assembly. NCBI's taxonomy places the organism in Eukaryota, Viridiplantae, Streptophyta, Magnoliopsida, Gentianales, Rubiaceae.
CCUUAUUAUUUGCUAAUAUAGGUUCUUUCUUCAUUUUGUUGCAACAAAAAUUCAGUUUUUCUCUUCACUUUUGAACUGGGAAGAACUCCAAAGAGGGCAGAUUCGGUUUACUUGAGUAAGUUUUUAUUUGCCUCAACUCUCAUUAAUCUCAUCCAUCCUGUUGAAAAUAUUGGCUACUAUAUGGAGUGGGAAUGGCUAAGAGAGUUUUGUAAAGGAAUGAUAAAACCGCUGCUGGCGCUAUCGGUGGCGGUAAUGGGAAUGGUAUUAGCCCACUGGCAGAAGUUGGGAUUGGUGGGGGAUACCGCCUACUCAGUUCUCAGGGGUUUGAUUCAGAUAUCCGCCAUUGGGUUUGUUCUUCACUUCCUUUUCCAUCAGCAAAGUAGUCUUUGGAUUGUGGGUUACUAUCUUUUUAUGGUUUGUGUAGCCGGUUACACGGCCGGACAGCGAGCCAAGCACGUGCCUCGCGGCAAGUACGUGGCAGGAAUGUCCAUCUUAGCUGGAACUUCCGUGCCACUGUCAAUUUUAAUUACAUUGAAGACUGUCAGUUUCACGCCAAGGUAUAUUAUCCCUCUUUCAGGGUUGAUUGUCGGAACCGCGAUGAAUGUUACCGGUAUUACAAUGAAAAGACUCCGGGAUGACAUCAAGUUGCAAACAGUCCUGGUGGAAACAGCACUAGCACUUGGGGCAACUCCCCGUCAGGCUACUAUGUUACAAGUGAAGAGAUCCGUCAUUAUUGCCCUUUCUCCGGCGCUGGACAAUGCCAAGACGCUCGGACUCGUGACGUUUCCCGGUGGAAUGACGGGGAUGAUGCUUGCAGGAGCUUCACCAACGGAAGCGAUUAAACUCCAAUUAGUGAUAAUGAACUUGAUAAUUGGAGCUUCUACAUUGAGCAGCAUCACGUCAACUUAUCUAAGUCGGCCAUGUUUAUUUACGGAAGCUCAUCAGCUACAAACCAACGCGUUCAUUUCAGAUUGACACUACUGGGCUUUCCUUUUCACAUUGAGCAUUAUUGGGCUUGGUGGGAUUUUAGGACCCAUUUCUUCCUUUUCCAACAUCUUGUUUUACAUACAUCCAAUGGGCUUGUUCUUGUUUGCUUCAUGCUUUCAGCCUCCACUGGCUCUUUAUUUUUUAACAUUUCACUCACUUUUUCUACUGUCACUUCAACUUUCGUAAUAAUGCUCAUAAUCACUUGCAUUCAUUUCGUCUAAACUCUCCAGUGAAAACUAACCACGAAGAAUAUAUAAAGAUAACCAGUUAGUAUUAUCCUGUGUAAAAUACUCUUAUUAGAGCAUCUAUAAUGGUGGUAAAUAACCACUUUAUUACACUAUUUCUCAUUGUGUUGAGUGUAAUAAUAUUAUACAGUGUAAGAAUUCUUACACCGUAUAAUACAUUUUUUAGUAUUAAAAUAUAAUUAAUGUGUGUUUAUGAUGAUAUUAAAACUAUUUCAUUUUAUUAGACUUUUACAGUGUAA